AUGCAGAAGUCGUCUCCAUCGGUUCUACCUGCGCUGCAGCAGAUGUUCCCAGCAAUGCCCGAAGACAUCUUGCUUGCGGCACUAAAUGCACAUAACAACUCUGUUGAGGACGCAAUAGGCACGCUGUUGGAGAUGUGCGCGGAGAGUCGCGAAGAAGCCGGCGCGUCGGCUUUGACCAAUACGACGGAUAGCCCCCGUUCCGUUGUCGAUGAGCAACGGGAUGCGCGUAACUUUAAAAGCAAGGGGAGUGAAAAAGGCCGAAUACGCAAAUCCAACUCCGCGAGCUCUAGUAAGGGUCCAUCUCCCCCACCCACGCCCAACCGAAGCGCCGUGUCAGCUUUCGACCUGCCCGCCUCCACUUCCAUACAUCAUCGAGGCGGCAGUAACCAUGGCGCUACCGGUAACCCCCGAACGACGUGGGCACAGCUCCGGACUAGCCAGCUCCGAAGCCAUGUAAAGCAGCUGCAAGGGCCGCAGCCAUCAUCUACGGCUUUGCAACCCCCAAUAGCGGCCCUGAACAGCCCGAAGUACAUUGAUCUGAGCGGCGGCGGUGCUGCCGUACGCCUUGCAGCCACUGACUUCCCGGAUCUCCAACACUGUGCCGUCGCAGCUGCGACAGACGCGCAACGGGUUCUGGUGGAACCCAGCACCCGUGGACGCGCGGCGGCGGCGGCAGCGGCUGUAGCUGCUGCAGCAGCGCCUCCGCCGCCAGCCUAUGUUCACACGGGACCAGCGGUGGCGGCGGCGUUGCCACCCCGGCCGUACGGUGGCUACGCCGCUGCGGCACGACAAACGGCGCACCAGGCCAUGCGGUACAUGAACAUAGGUGAUGGCAUGUACGACAUUAUGUACGGCAUGCGUGGCGCCGCCACAACCGGCACGUUGGAAGACGAGGGAUGGCGGGCGGCGGCGAUGGAGGAGCUAUGUCAAUCGCAUGCCUGGGCAGAACGGGAUCUUGUGGAGGCCAUAUGCAUGGCGCUGCAGUACGACCUAGCCGAAGUAGUUACUGCUUUGGACGAGCUUCAUGCAGCGUCGUACCAGUACGACAACAGUGGCGGCUCCGCCUCCCCGACCGCCACAUCUGAUGAUGAUGAUGAUGGGGACGGAGAGGAAGACGGAGGCGGUUUCAAUGACUCAGCACGUGGCGGCGGCGGCGCCGACGGCGCCGCCGCAGCAGCGGACCUGUACGAUUUUGCGGCGCAGCGUGACGGAGGUGCCGCCGGCGGCAGUCGCAGCCGGCACCGUGAUGCCGCAGCCAGCGGCGGCGGCGACGCAUACUUUCGCCACCGACACGCAGCGUUGAAGCUCGAUUACGCCUGGCGGAAGAAAAUGAACAAGGCGUCAGCAGCCUUUGCUGCCGGCGCUCGUGCGCUAGGCCAGCGCCUGGUUUCGGAGGCGCAGGAGCUACGGCGGCAGGCGGCAGCGGCCCAUCGAGAGGCUGCCGAACAGAUCGUGGCGGAGAUGAACCAGGGCCGCCAGCUGUCGGAGUGGGAGUUGGAUUUGCAUGGACUUCACGCGGCUGAGGCCGUUGAGCAGUUGAUGCCAACGGCAACGGUACGGCAAGCUCCCGUCGUAGAUACUGCCGCAGCUACUGCCAAGUUGCUAGCUGCUCGGCGAGUGCUUCGUGUGAUCGUGGGCAAAGGGCUCCAUAGCUCCCGGGGGGAGGCAAGUCUGCCGCGAGUGGUGGAGAGCUACCUGAUCGACAAAGGUUACAGGUACGAAUGCAUGACGUAUAGCUAA
Messenger RNA from Volvox carteri f. nagariensis, 1740 nucleotides. RefSeq lists its product as uncharacterized. The coding region runs from base 1 to 1740 and encodes 579 amino acids. The transcript has 6 exons. Gene Ontology annotation, molecular function: ubiquitin binding. NCBI's taxonomy places the organism in Eukaryota, Viridiplantae, Chlorophyta, Chlorophyceae, Chlamydomonadales, Volvocaceae. The record is from RefSeq and is a predicted model, not a curated record.